AUGGAUAAUAUAUCGUCGCCUCAACGCAUUCGACUGAAUUUUCAAAUUCAUGCUCGAAUCCGCAGUCCAGACAACAAUGAGAAUGCGCCAUUGUCAGUGGGUAUCAUUCCCCUCCCACCUGAGAUGGUAUAUGACAUACUGGAUUAUCUACCGGUCGAAGAUCUAGUUUCAUUCACAUUUUGUCGAUGGGACUUUUUUUGCGCUUCGGUUGACUUCCUGAUGCAUAAAAUGGGACCGGCAUUGCAAAGUCUUGACUCGCUGGUUGAGAUUUUCAAAGACAAGCGUUGGCCCAAGCAGUGGCUGCUGAAUCUCAUCCUGAAAUCCACCAAACUUGGAGCGUUGGGUUUUCGAGGCUUCAUUUGCCUCGUAGCACUAUUUGAGAAGAAGCACUGGCCUGAAAAGGUGCUGCGAGAUAUCGUCUCUGCAUGUGCGAGUCAUGGAACUCCAAUUCCACACAGCUGCCUUCGUUGCGAAUUUAUUGAAGGAGCCAGUCUGUAUCUAAAAGCAUGUCCGUGUGCAAUAUUUGAUACCGAUCAGUUUCAAAUGACUAUUCUCCAAGUUCACGUCCUUUGCCGUGCUACAGCAUGUAUUGAAGCAAUCGAGGCCAUCCUUCGAGAGAUAUCAGAGCCAGAUCAAAGAAGGUAUGUCAAUCAACUCGACGACUUCAAUCAAACUGCUUUGGAUUACGCGAUUCGAAUUUCCCCUCCUACUGUUAUCCAUGCUCUCAUUCGUGCAGGGGCAGAGUUCGACAAUCACGACCAGCUGGGUUUUACGCUACUCAUGAAUGCUUGUCACCUGGGACGGGUUGAAACCGUUCAAUGCUUAGGUAGACACGGUGCCAGUGUCACCGCCGCGAGCAACGUUGGUCUCUCGGCUCUGGAAUAUGUCAUGAUGGGAGAGAGUAGGUCGAAGGAUUCUCUCCUGAAGUAUCUCGGACCACGAGCCAGCCAAUAUCAGCUCAAUAGAGCGCUCUCACUCGCGCGCGGGCAAGGCAAUGAGUUUAUGAAUACCCUGAUAGAGUGCGGUGCAGAUGCUCAAUCUAUGAGGUCAUCCGAAGACAUGCUUUCAAUUCGCACGCCCCGGCCUCCUUCUCCGACAACUAUACACCAAUACUCUGCGUUGCCAGUAAUUGGGAGUGCGCCAGAGUCUUGGGCGUCUAAUAUUGUUGGACCACCUAUGAGAGACUCGAUAAAUUUGACAAGAAGAGAAUCAACCAACGAAGGCCGACAAUAUGGACGCGAUAAUACUACGCUGCGUGCUGCACACAGUGCCAACUUCAGCGCUGAAAAUGCCCAGGUAGAUGAAUGUGCCAAAUUGGGACUGGUCGCUUCUCCAUUAUGCGCGUGGGUCCGUUGGAGGCCUGCAGAUACGUUUUCAAAAGGGGAUGUAUGGCGACAAGGAUUCACUUCAAAACGCGUCCGACUCCCAGAACCGAUAUCAAAUGUCAAGUAUAUCGACGAGAUCGGUUACACCCACCGCCGAUAUAGGCGAGCGAAUAUCGAGAAGAUCGUGGGGGUAGUUGUAGCGGAAAAACUGCCGUGCAAUUCUUUUGUACGAGCCCCAACGGCCUACGUCAAAGUCAAAUGGACGGGCGUGUCCUACGAAGAUCUUGUACUCUGCACAGAUAAUUGCAGCUAG
Penicillium angulare is the source of this 1638-nucleotide messenger RNA. RefSeq lists its product as uncharacterized. The record is from RefSeq and is a predicted model, not a curated record. The transcript has a single exon. Gene Ontology annotation, molecular function: protein binding. The coding region runs from base 1 to 1638 and encodes 545 amino acids. Lineage: Eukaryota; Fungi; Ascomycota; Eurotiomycetes; Eurotiales; Aspergillaceae.